GCAGCCGGAGCAGCGAGUCCCGCGGGUCCCAGGCGCGGGUCCGAGCCCGAGUCCGAGCCCAAGUCCGAGCCCAGCUCCCAGCCCGGGUCCGAGCCUGGGUCCGAGCCCGGGUCCGAGCGGCGUUGCCAUGAGGGGGCCCACGCGCUGAGCGAUGCGGGGCCCUGGGGUGCUGGGGGCGCUGGGGGCGCUGGCGCUGGGGGCGCAGGGGGCGCGGGCUGUGGAGGAGCAGCCGGGGGGCGCCCAUGGCGGGGGCCACGGCUUCCAGGUGGUCACCUUCAAAUGGCACCAUGUCCAGGACCCUUACAUCAUUGCGCUCUGGAUCCUCGUGGCCAGCGUGGCCAAGAUCGGCUUCCACCUGUCCCGCCGUGUCACCAGCGUGGUCCCCGAGAGCGCCCUGCUCAUCGUGCUGGGCCUGGUGCUGGGCGGCAUCGUGUGGGCGGCCGACCACAUCGCCUCCUUCUCCCUGACACCCACGGUCUUCUUCUUCUACCUGCUGCCGCCCAUCGUGCUGGACGCCGGCUACUUCAUGCCCAACCGCCUCUUCUUUGGGAACCUGGGAUCCAUCCUGCUUUACGCUGUGGUGGGCACCGUGUGGAACGCUGCCACCACUGGCCUGUCCCUUUACGGCGUGUUCCUCAGCGGGCUGAUGGGUGACUUGAACACGGGGCUGCUGGACUUCCUGCUGUUUGGGAGUCUGAUUGCGGCGGUGGACCCUGUGGCCGUGCUGGCUGUAUUCGAGGAGGUUCACGUGAACGAGGUUCUGUUCAUCAUCGUCUUUGGAGAAUCACUGCUCAACGACGCUGUCACCGUGGUCCUGUACAAUGUGUUUGAGUCCUUCGUGACGCUGGGAGGUGACAACGUGACCGGUGUGGACUGUGUGAAGGGCAUAGUGUCCUUCUUCGUGGUGAGCCUGGGGGGCGCGCUGGUCGGCGUGGCCUUUGCCUUCCUGCUGUCGCUGGUCACCCGCUUCACCAAGCACGUGCGCACCAUCGAGCCCGGCUUCGUCUUUGUGCUGUCCUACCUGUCCUACCUCACCUCCGAGAUGCUGUCCUUGUCGGCCAUCCUGGCCAUCACCUUCUGUGGCAUCUGCUGCCAGAAAUACGUGAAAGCCAACAUCUCAGAGCAGUCGGCCACCACUGUGCGCUACACCAUGAAGAUGCUGGCCAGCGGCGCGGAGACCAUCAUCUUCAUGUUCCUGGGCAUCUCGGCAGUGGACCCACUCAUCUGGAAGUGGAACACGGCUUUCGUGCUACUCACCCUGGUCUUCAUCUCUGUGUACCGAGCCCUGGGCGUGGUCCUGCAGACCUGGGUGCUGAACCGCUACCGGAUGGUGGCCCUGGAGCCCAUCGACCAGGUGGUCAUGUCCUAUGGCGGCCUGCGGGGGGCCGUGGCCUUCGCCUUGGUGGUGCUGCUGGACGAGAAUAAGGUCAAGGAGAAGAACCUGUUUGUCAGCACCACAAUCAUCGUCAUCUACUUCACUGUCAUCUUUCAGGGCCUGACCAUCAAGCCACUGGUACAGUGGCUGAAGGUGAAGCGGAGUGAACACAGGGAGCCCAAGCUCAAUGAGAAGCUGCAUGGCCGGGCAUUUGACCACAUCCUCUCAGCCAUUGAGGACAUCUCGGGGCAGAUUGGACAUAACUACCUCAGGGACAAGUGGUCCAACUUCGACAGGAGGUUCCUCAGCAAGGUCCUCAUGAGACGGUCAGCGCAGAAGUCUAGGGACCGGAUUCUGAAUGUCUUCCAUGAACUGAACCUGAAGGAUGCCAUCAGCUACGUGGCUGAGGGUGAGCGCCGUGGCUCCCUGGCCUUCAUCCGCUCCCCCAGCACGGACAACAUGGUGAAUGUGGACUUCAGUACCCCGCGGCCGUCCACUGUGGAGGCCUCUGUCUCCUACUUGCUGAGGGAGAACAUGAGCGCCGUGCGCCUGGACAUGCAGUCCCUGGAGCAGCGACGUCACAGCAUCCGGGACAUGGAGGACAUGGUGACCCACCACACCCUGCAGCAGUACCUGUACAAGCCUCGGCAGGAGUACAAGCACCUGUACAGCCGGCACGAGCUGACACCGAAUGAGGACGAGCGGCAGGACCGCGAGGUGUUCCAGCGCACGAUGCGGAAGCGCCUGGACUCCUUCAAGUCCGCCAAGCUGGGCCUGGGCCACGGCGCCACCCGGCUGCACCGGCGGGAGCGCGCGCGCAGGAGGAACAGCAGCAUCCCCAACGGGAAGCUGCCCCUGGAGAGGCCACCCAGCUUCACCAUCCCGGAGAAAGCCCUGGAGCUCCUGGAGCCAGAGGAGGCCGCAGAUGACGAUGCCGUGAGUGGGGGCAUCGAGUUCCUGGCCGCCGUCACGCAGGACACAGCCACGGAGUCACCCGCAGGCUGUGACAACCCCGGUUUCGAGCCCGAGGAGCCCGGCUUCCUGUCCCGGGUGCCUCCCUGGCUGAGCCCCGGGGAGACGGUGGUGCCCUCUCAGAGGGCACGGCUGCAGAUCCCCUGCUCCCCGGGAAACGUCCACCGCCUGGCCCCCUUCCGCCUGAGCACCAGGUCCACCGACUCCUUCCAGCCGGACGACAGCACCCAGGGCCAGGCCCCUGCCCGGCCUGAGGCCACCCACAUAGCAGCCCCUGGGGCAGAAGCCACCCAGGUGAUACUGGAUCGGAUGCGCCUCUGACCAGACCCCCAGCAGUCGUGCCCGCGCUGCCCUCCAGGCUCCCGCGUGCCCCGCCCGGCCCCGGGAUAGCCCCGCCCACUGCGGAUCAGGCCCCGCCCAGCCAACCGACCGAGCCUGAGGUGGGGGCGGGGCCCGAGCGGCGGGGUCUGCCGGGCGCGCAUGCGCGGUCUGCAGCGGCGCGGCGCGUGCACAGCCGGCGCUCGUUCCAGCGGCCCCGCGCGCGCCCCCGGCUGCUCAAGCUCGCAUCCCUGCAGCCGAACCCUGUGCACGCGCUGGAGCAGGAGGAGACGCCACUGUGACCCCCGACCCCAGCUGCCCGGCUGCGUCUGGGACCAGGGUCACCAGCACACCAGGUUGGGGACCCGACUUCCUGAUGCCAGCCGAGGGCUGGACAUCCAGGGCCCUGCAUGGCACAUCCGUGCUCGCCUUUGGACUGCCAGGCCCACCCGAGUGCCACCCCCCCCCUCCCCGGGACUCAGACCCUGCCGACUGCCCACCCAGGGACGGCCUCCAUGGACCCAAGGACGGAUGGCAGGGGACCUCCUGGCCCUAAUGCCAGGUCCCGAGCUGCCAGGCUGGGUGGCUGGGGCAAGGCCACUAGGCUGCAGUCAUGGCCUGUCCUGCAGUAGCACCUGGGGGUUGUCGGAGACACAGCCCAGCAGUGGCCACCCGACACCUCGCCUGGGCACAGCACAGGGGCGCCUAGCAGGUAGUCAGGUCCAGGAGGUGGAUGUGGCAUCCUCUCUCAGCAGGGAGUGGGAAGCAGCCCCCUCACCAUGGACGCCUGCGGCCACAGGCUUGUCCCCGGCCAGCCCUCCCUGCUGAUGGGACACCCAGCUCAGGGUGCUGGCAGAGGUGGUGAGGGCCCACAGGCCCUGCUUUCCUGCCAAACGGAAUGUAAAAGUCUCAUGAAUGUAUUUCCCUGUGGAGACUUGUAAAUUUUUUAUUGGAAGAGAUUUCUAUUUAUUUACACUACUGAGGCUGGGAGGCUGUGGGGGAGAAGCUGUGGGGCUGGGGAGACCGCGUGAGGCGGGAGCCCUGGCACGGCCUGGUGACAGUGGUCUGUUCGUUUUGUACUUCACCUGUCACCUCUGUGGCCAAACUACAGAACAAUGUGCCUUAAGUGCCGCUGGCCGUGGGGGCCGGGGAUGCCUGGCUGCCCGUCCAUUAAAGACAUUCCAAGGCC
Molecule: messenger RNA, 3854 nt
Organism: Erinaceus europaeus (western European hedgehog)
Lineage: Eukaryota; Metazoa; Chordata; Mammalia; Eulipotyphla; Erinaceidae
Gene: SLC9A3
Product: solute carrier family 9 member A3
Exons: 18
Coding region: 152-2668 (838 amino acids)
Biological process (GO): proton transmembrane transport; regulation of pH; sodium ion transport
Cellular component (GO): brush border membrane; apical plasma membrane
Molecular function (GO): sodium:proton antiporter activity
Source: RefSeq, a predicted model, not a curated record